AUGGCGGAGGCGAUUCAGCAACUCAUCCUCGACACCCUCGACAAAGAGGGCUCCAUCAAGGACACCCGCACCCUCUUCCUCCCGGCUACAAGGAGCCUGCAGCUACCCAUGAUUCCCAAAUCAUUGUUUUGGAUGAUCACAUAUACUACUCAAGAGACACUUUCUCAUGUCCUCACCCAGGAGGGUGCGCAGAUUGCUCUGCAAGGAUCCCAUGAAGCGCGAGGCGAUGGCAAGCCUAUUACGCCAAAAGAUCUUCAAGAGAAGGUUGGGGCGGACAUCGCCAAGGUCGGCCAGGGCCAGGCGUUCAAAAACAAGUGGAUUGGCAAGGAGGGAGAUGGUCUCGUAAAGCUGCUUAUGAUGCGGGAGGUCGAUUCAACAGGGACUCUGAAGGCGGGAGAGAAAACCUUAGCGACCUUAGGAAACGCAAGCUCAUCAUGCAACGGGCAGUGGUUCACUGUACACAAAGGAUCACAAUUCAGCACAUCUACCGCUAAGCCGGAGACGGAUUUGACGGCGGAUAUGCUCACAUCGUAUGGAGCGUGGAAAACUGCGACGUACAAGAAGUACAACUUCGAGGCCGAUGGUGUACCACCAAACGGCGGUGCUUUGCACCCACUUCUCAAAGUGCGAGAAGAGAUCAGGAAUAUCUUCUUGGAGAUGGGCUUCGCCGAGAUGCCCACCUCCUCCUUCGUCGAGUCAGGUUUCUGGUGCUUCGACGCCCUCUUCGUCCCGCAACAGCACCCCGCGCGCGAGGUGCAGGACACCUUCUACCUCUCCGACCCCGCCGAAUACUACGAGACCGUCUCGCGCGUGCACGAACACGGCGGUUUCGGCUCCACCGGCUACCGCGCGCCCUGGUCGCACGACGAGUCCCGCAAGCUCCUCCUCCGCACGCACACCACCGCCUCCUCCGGCGCGGACGGCUUCCGGCCGGCGAAGCUCUUCUCGAUCGACCGCGUGUUCCGCAACGAGACCAUGGACGCGACCCACCUCGCGGAGUUCCACCAGGUCGAGGGCGUCGUCGCCGACCGCGGCCUCACGCUCGCGGACCUCAUCGGCUUCAUGCGCGUCUUCUUCAAGAAGAUGGGCAUCGAGAACAUCCGUUUCAAGCCCGCGUACAACCCCUACACGGAGCCGUCGCUCGAGAUCUUCGCCUUCCACCCGCAGCUCAAGAAGUGGGUCGAGGUCGGGAACAGCGGCAUGUUCCGGCCCGAGAUGCUCGAGCCGAUGGGCUUCCCCAAGGACGUCCACGUCCACGGCUGGGGCAUCUCGCUCGAGCGGCCGACGAUGAUCCGGUACGGGAUCAACAACAUCCGCACGCUCGUCGGCCACAAGGUCUCGCUCGAGAGCGUGGAGAACUCGCCGGCGGUGCGGUUCUGA
Molecule: messenger RNA, 1380 nt
Organism: Epithele typhae
Lineage: Eukaryota; Fungi; Basidiomycota; Agaricomycetes; Polyporales; Epitheliaceae
Product: phenylalanine-tRNA ligase
Exons: 12
Coding region: 1-1380 (459 amino acids)
Biological process (GO): phenylalanyl-tRNA aminoacylation
Cellular component (GO): cytoplasm; cytosol; phenylalanine-tRNA ligase complex
Molecular function (GO): tRNA binding; phenylalanine-tRNA ligase activity; ATP binding
Source: RefSeq, a predicted model, not a curated record